Molecule: messenger RNA, 2010 nt
Organism: Penicillium paradoxum
Lineage: Eukaryota; Fungi; Ascomycota; Eurotiomycetes; Eurotiales; Aspergillaceae
Product: asparagine synthetase B family protein
Exons: 6
Coding region: 1-2010 (669 amino acids)
Cellular component (GO): cytosol
Molecular function (GO): asparagine synthase (glutamine-hydrolyzing) activity
Source: RefSeq, a predicted model, not a curated record
AUGUGCGGUAUCAGUGCCGUCCUUUUGACCGGAGACUCCCCAAAAGCCUCGAACGACAAUUCCUCGUCGUCCCUCAAAGACCAACUCGGGCAGAGUCUGGAUCUGAUUCAACACCGUGGGCCAGAUGCGCGCGGGGAAUGGGCUAGUGAAGAUGGAAACGUUCAUCUUGGACAUGUUCGACUAUCUAUCAUUGAUCUCAGUCCCCAUGCAAAUCAGCCCUUCCAUGAUAAUGUAGAUGAUGUUCAUGCGGUCGUCAACGGCGAGCUGUAUGACCAUGAACACUACCGAAAGCUCCUAGGCGGCGAGUAUUACUUCUGUAGUCAAAGCGACUGCGAGGUCGUACUGGCGCUCUACAGACAUUAUGGUUUGUCGUUUCUGUCUCAUCUUCGAGGGGAGUUUGCUUUGAUCUUGUGGGAUGCGCGCAGAAAAUUGUUUAUUGGCGCACGAGACCGGUACGGUGUCAAGUCGCUUUACUACACCGUGGUGAACAACCGACUACUUGUCGCCACUGAGAUGAAAUGCUUUCUUCCAUUUGGGUGGAAGCCUGAGUGGGAUAUUCAGGGUAUGAGGGAGUGUCGUUGGAUGCUUGGCACUGGCACUAUGUUCAAAGGGGUUCAUUCGGUUCCUCCAGGGCAUUAUAUCACAAGCAGGAAUUUCAGCCCAAUUAAGGAGGCAGUCUAUUGGGAUGCUGAGUAUCCAGACAAGAGAACCCCCGAGAUUCGAUCGGAAGCCGAGAUGAUCGAAGGUGUGCGGAAUCGUCUCAUGGAUGCCAUUAAGAUUCGGCUUCGGGCCGAUGUCCCUUUGGGAAUCUACCUCAGCGGUGGAAUUGAUUCCUCGGCGGUGGCCGGGAUGGUAGCUCAUCUCGUCAAGGAAGAGGGAGCUCGACUUGGCAGUGAUGAUAGCCAUCAGCUGUCGCGAAUCAAGUGCUUUACAGUGCAGUUUGAUAAGGAUAGUGGAGCGGACGAGUCCGAAAUUGCACAGCGCACCGCCGAAUGGCUCGGUGUUGACUUUCACCCGGUGCCUGUGGAUGAGGAUGUUAUUGUCUCUAAGUUUGAAGACGCCGUUUGGCACAGUGAACUGCCCGUGGCGGACACAAAUGGCAUAGGGAGACUUGCUAUGGCCGAAGUCGCCAAAUCCCACGGGAUCAAAGUAAUCCUAACAGGUGAAGGAUCCGACGAGCACUUCGCAGGGUAUGACUUCCUCGCGGAGGACCUUUUGCUUGAAAAGGACCCCUCAUGGGCCUCAUCACUAUCUGAGACAGAUCUCGCAGAAGUGACACAAAAGCUCGCUACAGAUAAUGCAACAGUCUUCCCCUCCGUAAAUAGAAAAGAAUUGCUUGCGUCGACGCGCCGAAUGCUUAAUGAUACCUCCAUAUUAAGCAAAUCGAUAAAAUUCGGUCGCCUGCCCUUCGCUAAAUGGACAGACAUACACGCGGCCACGUUACCCGAAACGUCGCGCGCAGAGAGUCUCGACGGACGGGUUCGUGACGCUAUUGCAAACCGCUGGCAUCCACUGCACACAGCAGAAUAUCUCUUCACGAAGGGGGUGUUCUGCAACAUGCUGCUUCGCUAUCUCGGUGAUAAUAUCGAUAUGGUCCAUCAUGUCGAGACCAGACCUCCCUUUCUGGAUCACCAUCUUACGGAAUAUGCCAACAGCCUGCCACCCAGUUUGAAAAUUAAAGCCUCCUUGCCAGAUGGGGGUUUGACAGAGAAGUAUGUUCUGCGAGAGGCGGUGCGUCCCUUCGUCACUGAUGAGAUCUAUAAGCGGAGGAAGAAGCCGUAUCUUGGACCUACAGUGUUCCAAGAAAAUGGGCCGCUGCAUCAAUUAGUCCUCCGUCUCACUUCCCAGGAGAAUGUGGAGGCUCUUGGGUUUAUAAAAUGGGACGAAACACGAGAUCAUGUUCGGAAGGCAUUCCAGGAUUCGGAUGCUUGGUCUUUGCGAAUAGCGUUCAGUGUUUGUCAGCUAGUAGUACUCUCGCAGAGAUUCGGAGUUGCCAAAGCUACACCUUAA